Molecule: messenger RNA, 1589 nt
Organism: Penaeus indicus
Lineage: Eukaryota; Metazoa; Arthropoda; Malacostraca; Decapoda; Penaeidae
Product: formylglycine-generating enzyme-like
Exons: 7
Coding region: 365-1510 (381 amino acids)
Cellular component (GO): endoplasmic reticulum
Source: RefSeq, a predicted model, not a curated record
GAGAGGCAGCAGCUGACACGACGGGGCCUCGAGUGCCUGACUGUCUAUCUCUUGCACACACGUGUCAUCAGUUCUUAUCUAUAUGAUAUUGCGUUGAGAAACUAAAAUGAAUUAUGUUAUUCAAUUAUUUUCAGUUGAUAGUGAAUGCUUAUAUUUAGAAAAUCAUCAUAUUUUAAUAUUCAACUCUUGGGAAUACCCCCAUACUUUAAAGAAAAUCAUAUGGCCAUGAAUAAAACGUCGUUAAUAAUGGUAUCCAUAUCAGUUAGGUUGGAGUGGUAGGCGGUUUUCAGGAGCGAGUCCCAGCGUUGCCUUAGAGUCAGAUGCAAGUAAAGGAUACACUAUAUUGACAAGAUUAUUAGCUGUAAUGUUUUCAAAGAACAACAUGGAUACCAAGGUAUUUUGGGUAUCAAUGCUGAUUUUACUGAGUGUAACUGCAUUCAGCCUGGCUAGUGAAGAGUGUCAAGGCACAAAGGACACAGAAGCAAAGCCUGAAGGAAGUGGUGGCAGUACAUGUGGAUGUGCAGGAACCAGUAGACAAAAGAGUGAAAAUUCUGGCUCUUCUAUAUCCAAAGAGGAGCCAGAAGAAGCACCAAAUUUCAAAUAUACUUUGGAAGCCAACACAGUGCCAAGCAUCCCUAAUAUCCACCACAUGGUCAAGAUUCCUGGAGGAGAGUUCAUCAUGGGGACAAAUGAACCAGUUUUUGAAGCUGAUGGGGAACAUCCCGCAAGGAGGGUUAAGGUCAAUGACUUUUAUAUGGACAUCUAUGAAGUUUCAAAUAUGGCAUUUGAGUUGUUUGUCAAAGCCACUGGAUAUAAAACAGAGGCAGAAACCUUUGGGGAUUCCUUUGUGCUGGAAGGAGAAGUGUCGGAAGCCAUUAGAUCCACCCUGACCAAUGCCGUGGCUGCUGCCCCCUGGUGGGUUCCUGUGAAAGGUGCUGACUGGCGGCACCCAGAGGGGCCAGAUUCUAACAUCUCAGACCGCAUGGACCAUCCCGUGGUGCACGUGUCCUGGAAUGAUGCUGUUGCGUACUGCAGGUGGAUGGGCAAGAGGCUGCCAACGGAGGCUGAGUGGGAGAGGGCGUGUCGGGCUGGAAAGAGGGAGAGGCUCUUUCCUUGGGGUAACAAGUUCAGACCAAACAAUGAAUUCAGAGCCAACAUAUGGCAGGGGGAAUUUCCAAACUUUGACUCGGGUGAGGAUGGAUACCCUGGCCGCUGCCCCAUUACAGCCUUCCCCACAAAUGAUUACGGGCUCAAGAACAUAGUAGGGAAUGCGUGGGAGUGGACAGCCGACUGGUGGGGAAUCUCUCAUACGCCUGAACUGAAAGUUGACCCACGAGGACCCAAAUCAGGGGAUGACAAAGUGAAGAAAGGGGGCUCUUACAUGUGCACAAAGGAAUACUGUUACAGGUAUCGGUGUGCAGCUCGGAGUCAGAACACACCUGACAGUUCAGCUGGCAACUUAGGGUUCCGAUGCGCGGCCACUCAGUUGCCAGACUACAUCAAAGAAUAAUAUAUAUUGUUGAAAUAACAUUUUGCAGGAUUAUUGCUUUUAGUAUUACGAUUCUCCAUUAGUGCCUGGAAGGAAAUAG